Messenger RNA from Funneliformis mosseae, 840 nucleotides. The record is from the annotation of a GenBank genome assembly. NCBI's taxonomy places the organism in Eukaryota, Fungi, Glomeromycota, Glomeromycetes, Glomerales, Glomeraceae.
AUGGCGAGCUCACCUUCAACUUACCCUAUCAAAGGGAUUUUUUACUUUUUUACGAAUUUGAGUCUAAUUCGAAGAAUUAUUUGCGUACUAUUCUUAACUUUAAUAGUAUCCAUACUAUUUUUGUUUUUAACCUUUGGUUUCCUAUUAACACUUCAAGCUAAUGCCCUUAUUAAUGCUGGUUGUCCAGAUUGGCUUGCUUGGACAGUGUCUGUAAUAUUUUGUUUGUUAGAAUCAGUUGUCUUAACGAUUAUAUUUUAUUUAAUCGUAACUCCAAUAUGGCAAGACGCUUUAUUUGACGAUGUUUUGAGAUUAAAAGGCUUGGGUCAUGUAUUGGAAAAACGAACAAUUUCAGAUGUUGGUUGUAAAGGUUUUUUUUCGGGACUUACAACGGCAUUCGUUACUAUUUAUACUUUAAUUUUGGUUCAAGUUAUCGCACUCUUAAUUACGUUACCAUUACAUAUCAUUCCGGUUAUUGGUACAAUAAUUUAUUGCAUCGUCAACGGAUGGGUAAUGACAUGGGGACACAAAAUUCAUUACCAUAUAGAAAUCAAAGAGUGGACUGUUAAACAAUCUUUAAGUUUCGCUUGGAAGAAUCGUCGUGAUUAUAUCUCAUUUGGUUUCGUUGCUGUAGCCCUUGAGUUAAUUCCAAUUGCGAAUUUCUUGUUCUUUUGGACAAACGUUGUAGGUGCCGCUCUAUGGACCGCUGAUAUGAUUAUUGAGGAACAAAGGUCACCAUCAAGUGAUAAUGAUGGUAGAGCUGGAACUUCUUCCUCUUAUCAAGAGGCAGAUAGGAUGGAUGGUUCUACUAACAAUAAGUAUGGGUCUAUUGACACUAUUUAA